AUUAUUAGGAUUUAUGAGAGAUUUGUGUCCGUUAAUUAUUAGGAUCUCCGAUCUCGUCUCGUCAGUCCGACUUUUCUCUCUGCUUAGAUUGACUAAAAACCAGGAUCCCCCUCUCCCUCUGUCUCUGGUGUGAACGAAAGCUAGGUUUUACCAAUUCCGCCGAGCAAUUUGGUGCUUCAGUUUGCAUAUCUUCGAUGAUUCUGCUCCACUCCUCCGCUGUUUCGAUCUCUGUCACCAACUCCAUAUCUGGGAUCUGCUGGAAUAUACUGUCUGGUCUUGUCAUGCAGUAAAUGGUUGCAAGAGCAGGCUGCAUUGUUGUUUUGAAUUGUUGUUUGGAAGAAUAAAAUGUCAUAUGAAGAAGUUUUGAAGGCUGUUUUUCCUUUCCUGGAUGGCAUAGACCUUGCUUCUUGUAUGGCAGUUUGUAAGCAAUGGAGAGACAUUGCACAAGAUGAUUACUUCUGGAAAUGCGUUUGUGCUAGGAGGUGGCCUUCAGUAUGUAAACGACCAAACCCUCCUGCUGUAACCUACUACAAGCUGUACCAAACAUUUUAUAAACGUCAGCAUCGUCGAACUUUGUUGCCACCAAGGCUGUCAUUUGAGGAUUUGGAGUUUUUCAUUGAUAUUUGGACCGAAGAUUUGUUAAUAUUCUCAGAUGUUGUUCCAGGUCCUGUUCUCCAGACUGGAAUCAAGGUCCCACCGCCUGGAGUUUCUGACAUGCUAAGAUUUCACCUUGAAGGUCCUGAGUACAAGUUGACCUUACCAGUUGAACCCAGGUUCAGAGUUCCGUUGAGCCAGACUGUGAGCGUUUCAGUGCUUGUGGGGCGCAAAGAUUCCAAUAAAGUCGCUCGCAUAAUUAAUAAAUCUAUAUUUGAUUAUAUAGAUCGGACAGCCUAUAGGGCCCUUGCAUAUGACUACCUCGACUUCUCCCCUUGCCACCCUUUUAUAUCUGGGAUUCGAGCAUGGAUCUCUUUACUUUUCAUGGAAGAUGGAAAUGAAGGAGUCAUUGAUGUUUUCGGGAUUGAAAUGGAUUUCUGUGAUGCUGCGAGCUCUAAGGACGAAAUUCUGUGGUUGUUAGAUAUGCUUGAUUGGAAGUGAGCAAAGAGAGGAAAUGCCACCCUCGAUUCAAUAGUUGGAUGUUUCAAUUUCUUCUUGUAAAUAUCUUUUUAUAUUCUGUCAUUUAAUAAAUGUGAAUUAUCUACCUCUGUAUUUAGUCAUACAUUUUCUUCUGAGAUUGUCUCAUUAUCUAAUUGAAGUGGAACUACCUUACAAAACUACUUCA
Tripterygium wilfordii is the source of this 1279-nucleotide messenger RNA. Its product is annotated as F-box protein At5g39250-like. The transcript has 2 exons. The coding region runs from base 346 to 1095 and encodes 249 amino acids. Lineage: Eukaryota; Viridiplantae; Streptophyta; Magnoliopsida; Celastrales; Celastraceae. Gene Ontology annotation, molecular function: protein binding. The record is from RefSeq and is a predicted model, not a curated record.